UAGUAUGAGCAGGGUGUUUUGUCGUUCUCCUUUCCCCCCAAAAAAUGUUUUUCUCCCUCUCUUUAGUAUUAUAACAGGUUUAAGCGUGUAAAGCGAUGAACUAAUCUGACACACUGGGCUAAUUAGUGUGCUAGCGUUAGCUAACUGAAUCUGAGGACCGUUAUUGGAGUCGCGCGCGCGCGCGCGCGGACUGUUUGGCGAUGCGCGCUCGCGCCGCUGGGACGCUGCCGUCGGUGCUGGUGUUUGUCCGUUAGCUGUCAGGUGGAGUCGGAAAACUUUACAACUCCGUCCAAACGAAAGAUUGGUUUGAAACUGGUGAGUUUUCUGUCAAGAAUGUCGGUUUAAUACGCGUGAAAACGGCUAAAACGGCGGUGCGGAAUUCUGUCCGACUUUGUGUGGAGAAUAACUAGCGAGCUGCUAUGGCUAGUUUGGAUGAAUCUGAAGUUGAUGUCAAAGUCGUCGGUUAAAGAUAGGCUGAGUUUUUAAGGAUCAGCGUAUUCAUCAGGACAUGGGACCAGAAGACAUUCAUCAGAUGGAGCAAGCACGAAACUCCAAGAGCUUUAGGGUUGUUCUCUGCCUCUGUCCCCCAGAGCGCACAGAAAUGCGAACAGCAGAAACGAGAGCCUCCAUCAGAGUUAUCGGAGCGAACAGAGUGACUGUUGACACUGGCAGGGGUCACCGCGCGCAUAUCCUGGAUUUUGACGCUGUUUGGAAUGAAGGGGCUUCGCCGAAAGACAUCUAUGAGUCAACAGCAAAGUCCUUGGUGGAGUAUGUGAUGAAGGGUUACAAUGGAUGCGUCAUAUUGUAUGGACAAUCCACAAGUGGAGAAACACACCCAGUUCAAGCCUGCACUGCCAGACAGAGGGGCAUCAUCAGCCGUGCUGCUGAGGACAUCUUUAAUUCUCCAGAGGCUUCUCACUGCAGAGUCAGAGUGUCCUCUUAUCACAUCUCUAAUGAGAAGAUUUACGACCUGUUGGAGCCUCAGGUGAGUGAGGUGUGCCGUAUCCACGACACAGAGGAAGUGGUGCUUCUGGAGGGGCUGAGAGAGCUGGAGGUCGGCUCUGCUCAGGAGCUGAUGGACGUGUACAACAGUGGGAUUACCCACAGGAACACAGGUAUCUCUAAAGGAGAUUUCGCCAGCAAGUCUCACAUGGUGUUAAACAUUAUGGUGAUAAACAUGAGAAGCAAGUCUGAUAAAGGAGGUUUGACAGCCAGCAAACUUACUCUGGUGGAUCUUGCAAGUUCAGGCAAAUCUGCAUAUAACAGUUCUGCAGUUCUGGAUAUGAGAAGAAAUUUCCAUGUGGCUCAAGAAAACCUUCAGGAGGCCAAAACAAUUAAACGAUCCCUUACAAUCUUCAGAAAUGUGAUAUUUUCUCUGAGCAACACAGGCGCUCAACACAUUCCGUACAGAGAGUCCAAACUCACUCGUGUUCUGAGAGACUGUCUUGGAGGAAACUGUCGGACAUGUCUUAUGGUCACCGUGCCAACCCAGUCGUCCUCCAUCACAGAGACUAUGAGCUGCCUGCAGUUUGCUGCACAGGCUUUGAAUGUGUCUUCACGGUCCAUACACACCUCCCAGAUCCGCUACACACCUGCACAGGUGCAAAACAUGUGGACAGCAGAAAAGAACAACCUUCUUCUGACUAGAACACAGAUCCUCCCACCGGUCAGUGCUGAUCGAAGAGUAUCCGGAGUCCACUCAUACUUCUCACCCCUCCCUUCCACAUGCAGGACUCUUAACAUCAAACGGUAUUUUAACAGGAUGCAGUCUCAGGCCUCCUUGCCCUCUAUUGUGAGCAGUGCAGGACCUCUCACUCACCUCAAAUCCAAACGCAGCCUGGAGGUUUCUGACAGCCGCUCCUUCUUGCCACACCUAGAGAAACCCAGACCACCAGAACCAAGCGGCUAUCACAGCUGUGGCGCUCGGAUUACAGAGGAAAAGAAUGGAGCAGUGGAUGUGUGUGUCGUGAAAAGUGCCAUCCCACCCUCCCGAUGCCUCUCUGGGUCUGCUUUUGUGGAGCCCCUACACCGUCAUUCUGUUGAGAAACCUUCAUCCUUACUCGGCUCCUCGUCUAUCGCUCCACUACUCCCUGAGUGCUCCAACUGCAAACAGGAACGAAAGAUCAGGGAAGAGUACGACAAAUUUAUCAUUCAGGUGAAGAGAGAUAGAGACAGUCUGAGCCAGAGAGUGACAGAGCUGGAGAAAGAGCUGAAGAACAGAGUAGGAGAGCAGAGAGAGAACGGAAGAGUGGACAAAGACCAGCGAAGAGUAGAGAGAGACAUUGAAAGACAGGAGACAGCAACUGGAAGUAAUGAAACAGAGAAUGAAAAAAAGACUGAAGGUGAUGAAAGAGAAAUUGGAAAUAACAAGAUUGAAAAAAAGGGGAAUGAUAACAGAAGACAGCACAGAGAAACAGAACAGAAGGAGGGAGAAAGAGAAAAAGAAAGAGAGAGAAGAGAGGAAAGAGAGGGAGAAAAAGAGAAUGACUCGACUGGAAAGGAAUCUAUCAGCACCGCACAUGGAGUAACAGAGGCCCCAAAAAACACUGAGGAGAGCCUACUGUCUGAGCUGCACAGUGUCAGAAAGGAGUAUGAAGGACUUAGGAAGAGUGCGGCUCUGUCCAUCACACAGCUCCACAAAGAAAAGGCUGAGCUGCUGUCUCACAUAGAUGACACUAAAACCUGCUAUGAAAAAGUUUGUUUAGAGAAUGCAGAUCUAAAAGCAAGACUUGAAGCCCUCUUGAAAGAAGCCAACUCCAGACCAUGCUCUGGUUGCAAUGGCAACACAGACACACACAGCUCACACACACAUACAAAUGCAUGCAACUCACACGUGGACACACGCUCGUCACACACACACACGGUCACCACUAACACGGAAAUGCUUGUUGUGUCACACAGUGUUUGUCAACAGUGCACCAGUGAUCGUCCUCAAGAUAAAGGGAGUAAGUGUUGCUUUAGCUCAUGUUCUGGCUUCCCUGAAUCAACGGAACCAUCUGAGCCGACUUCACAUACCUGCCAUUGUGAACGAACACUACACAAACCCAACCUCUACAAACAACUAAGGAGGGAGCACAGUCUGUUGCUGGACGUGAUGCUGGUGCUGUACAAAAGAGAGUGGUUCCUGCAGGACGCCAUGCCGUACGUCAGACGCACUCUCAAAAAAUGUGGCCUCACUCUGGAAGACUCAGACUGAAGGGUGUGUUUUCUGUGGUGGUGGGAAGACAUGAUCAAAUUUGAGUCUUUAGAUUAGUUAAAACAAGUUUAUUUGUGAUGUGAGAUAUUCCUUCUUGAUCUCAGUGCUGCUUUUGAUACCGUAAUUCAUGACAUAAUUAUUUCUGUCUCUCAGCUAUUGGUGUUACAGAUUUGUGGCAAACACACAUCUAGCACUGCAACUGUGACACUGGGUGUUCCUCUGGGAUCACUCGUUGGCUCUGUCCUCUAUUAUUUAAAUGCUAUUUUUGGGUUAUAUUAUCUUCCAUUUUUGUAAUACUGCUCAAAGAAAAAGCUGCAGAGACUUUCCCAUGCCUUUAUAACUGUUUGUCUUGAUUACUGUAAUUCCUUUUUUAUUGGAAUUCCAGCAAAAAGCCUCACACAGAUCUUUCCCCCCAUACUUAUGUAGAGUUCUUCCUCUCCUACAUAUACUUACAGGGUUGGACAAAUCAUUAGCCCAGGCUUCCAGGACAAGCAGAUUAUAUGGCUAUUCGUUUUUGAUGUAGUGGUCACUAGUGUUUUUUUUCAUCAAGCAGAGAAAGAAAAAAAACCUUCUCCUUACAUUUAUCCUCAACUCCACUGAACAGUUUUGGGAUGAACUGGCACGCCAACUGAUCCCAAGACCUCCUCACCCAUAAUCAGUACCUGACCUCACUAAUGGUCUUGUGACUGAAUGAACACAAGUCUCCACAGCCACGCUCCAAAAUCUAGUGGAAAGCCUUCCCAGAAGAGUGGAGCUUAUUAUAACAGCAAAGAGGGACUAAAUCAGGAAUGGGAUGUUCAACAAGCACUUGAAUAUGACUGGUCUGGUGUCCUCAUAUCUUUUGGCCAUAUAGUGUAAAUCUUCUCCUAAUACAACACUUAGACACCUUGAAGUUAAGCAUAACGAGAGAAAAUGAAGUGAAAAUGGGUGGGUUGAUACUGGAGUAUUGACACUUCUGAUCCUGCAUUACCUUUUAAAAAUCAAAUUAUCAAUACUGUGUGCUUAUGUUUUUUACAAGACAGCAUGUGACCCAUCUCCCACACACACACGGCCAGGCAUGUAUAUUAAGUGAUAUGUCUGAAAAGAAAAAAAAUAAGUUUAUUAGGUACUGUGGCAAUACCACACACCUAAUUAAAUAUUUGCAUAUUUUAAAAAAAGAGUUUCUGACUGUUAUUUUUAUUUAUUAUUUAUGAUUUCACUUGAACAUAUUGAAUUGUCCUGAAGUUGUUAAGUUGUAUUAGUUUUUGUUUGACUUUCAGAGCCCUUGAGUAACUGAACUUGGAAUUAUUUCUGUAAUUAAAUAGGGCCUAAAGGGAGAACAGUCUCAAAUGAUUUAUUUUAUGUAUACAGUAAUUCUUGAUAUGCGUAUUUGCAAAUGAUGACUUUUUAUCCUAGUCAGUAGUGGGUAAUUAGAGGUUUCCUGGUAACAGAAACUGAGCAAAACAUUGGAGCUUUUACUUGCCUGUUGUGUGGGCUAAUAAAUUUAUCAUUUGUCCACCCAGAUAAUUAGGUCCCACUGACAGCUCCUAGCUGACUCUAAUUUUAUAUUAACCAUGUGGGCCAUUUAGUGUUUUAAAUUUUAGAACUAAAAUUUUCUCCAUUCAUUAUCUACCUAUUCAUUUUUUUUAUUAUUAUUAUUAUUUUCUGUUGAUGUCUUCUUGUUUGGUUCUUCUGCCCAGCGGCUUGUAUCUCAACUACUGCUCUUUUUUUCACUUAACUGUAAUUUUUAUUAUUAAAUGUUAAUAAUUAUUUAUGUUA
Pangasianodon hypophthalmus (striped catfish) is the source of this 4954-nucleotide messenger RNA. RefSeq lists its product as uncharacterized. Lineage: Eukaryota; Metazoa; Chordata; Actinopteri; Siluriformes; Pangasiidae. The transcript is spliced from 22 exons. Gene Ontology annotation, molecular function: ATP hydrolysis activity; plus-end-directed microtubule motor activity; ATP binding. Bases 509 to 3196 code for a protein of 895 amino acids. Gene Ontology annotation, biological process: axon guidance; anterograde dendritic transport of neurotransmitter receptor complex; synaptic vesicle transport. The record is from RefSeq and is a predicted model, not a curated record. Gene Ontology annotation, cellular component: kinesin complex; microtubule.